AUCCCACGAAGCAUUUCUCUGUUGAAGAAACUCUUCUAUCUCGAUCUUCGCAAUCCUCCAGGAAAAUUGUGGGGUCAUUUGGAAGACUUGCUUUCUAUCUCAAGUUUGCUAUGGCUUGCGGUAUCGGGAGUUAAAAUGAAAGGAAGCUUAACAAAGAUUCCCCCUAAAAUGUCACAUUUUGUUUUGACUGGAAACGAAAUAAAAGGAAAUCUACCUCCACUCGACAAAUUUCCAAAACAUAUCAUYGUAUUCGACGUUUCCAAUAACAAAUUGACUGGUGAUGUUCCUGGGCAAUUAUUCUUCUCCAUUACUGGCCAGCUUGUUCUAUCUCAAAACCUUUUUAAAUCUGUGAACAAUGGAAGUUCCUGGCCUUCAAAGAGUCCAUCUAAAAUAAGUUUACAGUACAUAUCUCUAGCUGAAAAUAGAAAUUUAUCAAUUGACUUUGACAGCUUCAUUCGAGAUUGUCUUCUAGGAGGAGCAUUUUCAAGUGACACGGUGACGAUGCUGAACAUGAGCUUUUGUGACUUACAGGGAUACAUUGCUGGUGAGCUACUGACGCGCUUUGGUUCCCUUAUUGUAUGCGAUCUUCGAAAUAACAGGUUUAACGGAAGYAUUCCCGAAGUAGGAUUAGACAACGCCUACAUGACGUAUUUGGAUGUGUCUGGUAAUAAACUGUCUGGUGAUCUUCCAUUGGGCAUUAAUAGUUUAACUUCAUUACAAUACUUAGACAUUUCGGGUAAUCCAAAAAUGCGCCAAUCCCAAGGAAACAACGCAAACAACCUCUUAUUAUUUGAUUUUUCUACCAUGWCCAAACCAAAGCGAGAAGMUAAYUACACUUGUGCUGAAGGACGAUUAAUCUUUAAUAACGGACGUGUAAARCUGGAUCCCACUUUUUAUGAUCAUCGAUAUUGUAUAUGCGAUUCGGGAUUCUAUGGAGACAGCGGUUUAUGUAAAGAGUGUAUGCCCGGAGGUACAUGUCAAAAGCCUAUUGUUUUAUCCUCUAGUGAGCUUAAAGCCAGCACUAUGAAGAUGCAUGCUGGAUACUGGCCAUCACCAAGUACCAGUAAAGCCACUCAUCUU
Molecule: messenger RNA, 1080 nt
Organism: Exaiptasia diaphana
Lineage: Eukaryota; Metazoa; Cnidaria; Anthozoa; Actiniaria; Aiptasiidae
Product: LRR receptor-like serine/threonine-protein kinase ERL1
Exons: 1
Molecular function (GO): protein binding
Source: RefSeq, a predicted model, not a curated record